AUGUCAGGACGGCGUCUUCUGGACGCUAUACAAGUUCUCAAUGUCGCCAAGUCCGUUGCGACGAAACACCUGGCGGUGCGCCAACGCCAGUUAGAUUUGUUUACGAGAACGUCGUCUCUCACCAAGGGCAUCAAAGAGCAAGCCGACGGCCUUGUUCUCACCGCUCAAGCGGCCGCAGCUUUGGCCAGGCGAUUCAACGAACCCAGUCCUUCCGAAUCGACGCCGAGGGCUCAGACCCAAAGCGUGACCGAGUCUCGCCGUGCGGCGAAUGUCUCUGCCGACGACGCAAGGAGAUCACGACGACAGGCGGAAUACAAUGGAAAUGAAAGGUCGGGUGACUUGAACGUCAGCCCACAGCAGGAUGUGUUCCACCAACCGUCCCAGAAGGCAGGGCCCGAGCUAUCUGGACGUCCUGGUACGGAAUUGCCCAAGGCUGCAAGUGAUACUCAGAGUGGUUUAGUGAAUGAGAUUAAUACGGAUGUAUUUCACUCCUCGGCGGAUGCCGAGAAGGUUGCAUCGCCUGCACAAGAGCAGGAAAUCCCAGACGAGGUCAUGAAUCAACUCUUUCGUAGCCCUAAGGUCGCCAAAUCGAUUUCUCGGAAAGGUGAUGUGAACAUGAACAGAGGCGAACUCAAGCCUGCUGGGUCAUCCACGCGUUCAGUCGAGACGGAUGACAUAGAGAAGCUUGGAAGUAGUAUUGCAGAUGAUAUAGUCUCGGCCAAGUCCCAGACAGAUCCAGUGGUAAUAGCAGAUGCAAAACAAGCAGACACCUAUAAAAUGUUAGAAUCGCGUGUUCCGUCAUCACGUCUAGGGAGACUAUGGCAAUAUGGUGGGCUGGCGACUUCGAUGGCUUUUGGAGCUGUUGGUGAGGGUUUACGGAGAGUAACUGGCAGCAACGACGCGGAUGCUGGAUCUCUCAUGUUCAGUCCCGGGAACAUGGAACGCCUCGUCGCUAAGCUUUCGAAGAUGCGUGGCGCUGCCCUCAAAUUAGGCCAGAUGCUGAGCUUCCAAGACUCAAAGAUGCUCCCCGAGUCGAUCGGAAUUGUCCUGCAAAGGGUACAAGACCGAGCCGACUACAUGCCGGCCUCUCAGCGUGACAAAGUGCUAGCCGAUAACUUGGGGCCUAACUGGCGGGAUCUAUUCUCCUCCUUUGAUGAAGUCCCAAUGGCGGCAGCUUCUAUCGGUCAAGUCCAUGGAGCUGUUCUAAAGAAGACAGGUCUACCCGUUGCUGUCAAAGUGCAAUACCCAGGCGUGGCAGAUUCUAUCGACUCGGACCUGAACAACUUGUCGAUUCUACUCACUGCGUCUCGUCUUCUCCCGAAGGGUCUGUAUCUGGAUAAGACUAUCGCAAAUGCCCGAACAGAACUUGCUUGGGAAUGUGACUACAUCCGAGAAGCCGAAUGCAGCAAGCACUUUAAGGAACUCCUCAAAGAUGAUCCGGUCUUUCUGGUACCGGAAAUCAUCCCUGAGGCCUCGGGCAGACAGGUCUUGACCAUGGAGCGCUUGAACGGUGUUGCCGUUACUAAGAUCCAAGAUUUCACCCAAGAACAGCGUGACUGGAUCGGCACACAGAUCAUGCGCCUGUGUUUGCGAGAGAUUACUGAAUUCAAAUACAUGCAGACGGACCCGAACUGGACCAACUUCCUCUAUAACGCAGAGACCAACCGCCUAGAACUGCUUGAUUUCGGCGCGUCGCGCGAGUACCCCACCGAAUUUAUCACGAAAUACAUUAGCACGCUUGUGGCUGCCUCCCGGAAUGAUCGUGAGACUUGCCACCGUCUCUCUAUUGAUCUGGGCUACCUGACGGGUCACGAGUCGUCGGCUAUGGUGAAUGCACAUGUCUCCUCCAUCACUACUCUUGCCGAACCGUUCAUGGGCUCUUCCCCGGAUGUCUAUGACUUCAGCAACCAGACUAUCACAGAUAGAGUCCGUACUUUUAUUCCAGUUAUGAUCCGGGAGCGCCUGUCGCCUCCACCGGAGGAGACCUACAGUCUUCACCGGAAACUCAGCGGUGCUUUCUUACUGUGCGCCAAACUAGGCAGCCGAGUGCGGUGCAAGGAGCUGUUCGACGAGGCAAUCAAGAAGGCUGAUAAGGCCGGUCUCGAGAUCAAGCCUUAA
Molecule: messenger RNA, 2118 nt
Organism: Aspergillus bombycis
Lineage: Eukaryota; Fungi; Ascomycota; Eurotiomycetes; Eurotiales; Aspergillaceae
Product: protein kinase COQ8
Exons: 3
Coding region: 1-2118 (705 amino acids)
Biological process (GO): ubiquinone biosynthetic process
Cellular component (GO): extrinsic component of mitochondrial inner membrane
Molecular function (GO): kinase activity
Source: RefSeq, a predicted model, not a curated record